UGUGACAGCUGUCAAACGUACACCAAUCACAAUACCUCUUGCAAUGUUUAAAUUAAAUAUUGUUUUAAAAUAAAUUAACAUUAAAUAUGUAAGUGCAUUGUUCAAUUUUAUUCAAUAUUUUAAAAUGAGUGAUAAUUUGGAUGAGGAACUGAUGGACGCAGUUCUAACUAAUAGUUUUACGGAGAUACCUAUCUUACUAGAUAGAGGUGCAGAUCCUUGCCGAAUAUGUUCUUCUGGACGGACUGCACUUGGGACCGCUGCACAGCAAGGAGAUGUAAUCCUAAUAGAAAUUCUAUUGGACUGGUGCAAAAUACCUAAUGAGAGAAAAGCCACUUACAGAAGGAAUUUGAAAUCUAAAAAACAUCAUCCAAACGUUAACCAAGGAUAUUAUAUAAUGGUACAUGAUAACAAUGACAAUUCUGCAAAUGUUACCCCGGAAGGAAUGGAAGCUAUGGCAUGGGAUGAAGAAUUACAAAAUAAUUCACUAGGCGAAGCAGCCUCAAAUAAAACAGAAGAUGAAUGGGCAUCACUGUAUCGGUGGUAUGCAUGUAUAUUGGAAAGGACUGCAACUUUAAUAGAAACCGGUGGCCCAGAAUAUAAACCUGAUUCACUUGACGCUUUUCGAAAGAGUCCAAUGCACUAUGCUGCUGAGCAGGGCCACUCAGAUGUAAUUAAAUUAUUAGUGCGCGCAGGUAUUAAUGUAGAUCCAAUAGAAGUAGAUGUGAAUACCCCUCUUCAUAUAGCUACUUCUAAUAAUCAUACUAAAGCAAUGCUAACAUUGCUUGAAGCUGGUGCAUUGCCUAAUAAAAAAUCAAUUGAUAAAAAUACUGCUCUUCAUAUUGCUGCUAGUCGAGGUUUCAAAAAUGCGUGUGAAAUUUUGUUGAGAUUUGGUGCAUCCGUCGAUGCACUGGAUAGUUCUGACAGAACACCCUUGUUACUGGCUGUAAACCGAGGCCAUGAAAACGUUGUUGAGAUACUUAUAAAUAGAGGUGCACGAGUUAAUGCUGAAGAAAUACAUGGUUACACACCAUUAUGUGAAGCUGUAUGGCAACAAAAUGCCAAUAUCGUUUCAAAAUUGCUAUCCAAUGGAGCCAGAGUAACACAAUCCCAUAGAUUAUUACAUUAUUGCGCACACAAUCGUUGUGUAUCAAUUGCUAAAAUGCUUUUGCAACAUGGAAGUGUAUCUAAUUUACGUGAUGAUACUGGAGAUACGCCAUUAUUAAUAGCGGCAAGAACAGCACAACUGGAUUUUGUAGAAUUACUUCUCCAAAAUGGAGCAUCGGCAACAUGUAGGCACGGUAUAACUGGUAGCACAGCACUGCAUGAGGCUGUUGAGGGAUGCUGCACUGCUGUAGAAGUAUUUCACAGAAUUUUAUGUACACUCAGAAAUUAUGGUGCAAACUUAAAUGCACAGACAUUAUGUGGUGGCGAAACUGCACUGUAUCGAGCUUUGCUGAGUGACUAUGAUGAUAUAGCUGAGGUACUAAUAAAAGAAGGCGCUGAUGUUGAAGUGUGUGAUUUGCAAAUGUGUAUUGUGGAUAAUUUAACUCUCGCUCAAAAGAGAGGAAAUUUGCGUAUAGUUAAAUUACUAGUUUAUUCUGGAUUUACCUUAAGAACGCUAAGACCUUCAACAACCCAAAAGAUUGAAUAUCCGCAAGCUUGGGAGCACUCAGAGAAUCCAUCUGAUUGGUUGCUUUUCACAUCUACACGUCCCCUUUCUUUGGCUGCAUUGUGCAGAAUUAAAAUACGACAAAUGCUAGGUCCAAACGGCCAAAAUUUGCACAAGAUUAGGCAGUUAGGAUUUCCUAGAUGUAUAGAAAACUAUUUGUUCUUGAAUGACAUAUGAUGGGGGGCUAUACAGGAUUAAAACUUGUGAUUAAUUAUUAAAGACAUCUAGAGAAUUAUCUUAGCUAUAUUUUCACUUACUGUUGUUUGAAACAAGAAAAGCCAAAGUCAUUGAGAACAUUGUCCAAGACUCAAAUUAUAUUUAUAUCCAGAGUAUUAUAUAUUUAAUUUAUAGAAAAUAGAUUAUUCCUU
Messenger RNA from Ctenocephalides felis (cat flea), 2037 nucleotides. Its product is annotated as ankyrin-1-like. Gene Ontology annotation, molecular function: protein binding. The record is from RefSeq and is a predicted model, not a curated record. The transcript has 10 exons. Gene Ontology annotation, biological process: intracellular signal transduction. Bases 125 to 1846 code for a protein of 573 amino acids. Lineage: Eukaryota; Metazoa; Arthropoda; Insecta; Siphonaptera; Pulicidae.